AUGCGCCAUGAAACCUCGUCCAGCCGGAGGAAGGGCCCCGCCCUGCGCCGCCGACCCGAGAGACCGCCGUCCCCACAGCCGGGCCCGUCUGCACCCUGGCACUCCCCUCGCUCAGGUCCAUCUGAGGGGUCACCCGAGCCCAGGCGCUCACCUCACCAAGGUACCUCUGAGGAGUCAUCACGCCCGGGUCGCUCGUCCAACCGGAGGAAAAGCGCUGCCCCGCGCCGCCGCCCCGAGAGGCUGCCAUCCCCACAGCCAGGCCCGUCCGCGCCCAGCUGCUCCUUUCGCCCAGGUCCAUCUGAGAAGUCAUCACGCCUGGGUCCCUCCUCACGCCCGGAACGCUCGGCCAGGAUUCGGCGUUUUCGCCCCGGUACCAAGGCCUUGAUGGAGAUCCGCAAAUAUCAGAAGAGCACCGGAGCCCUCUUGCCAAAGGCGCCCUUCUUUCGCCUGGUCCGUGAGGUGUGCCAGACUACCUGCAGACGUGAUUUCAAGUGGCAGGUCUUUGCUCUAAUGGCGCUUCAGGAGGCGGCCGAGGCAUUCAUGGUGCUCCUGUUUAGCGACGCCAACCUGUUAGCCAUGCACGCCAAGCGAGUCACUUUGUUUCGCCAGGACAUCCAACUGGCCCAAAGGAUCCGCGGGUGGCCCAACGCCAUCUGA
Molecule: messenger RNA, 657 nt
Organism: Nerophis lumbriciformis (worm pipefish)
Lineage: Eukaryota; Metazoa; Chordata; Actinopteri; Syngnathiformes; Syngnathidae
Source: RefSeq, a predicted model, not a curated record